This is a messenger RNA of Wyeomyia smithii (pitcher-plant mosquito), 2512 nucleotides long. RefSeq lists its product as uncharacterized. NCBI's taxonomy places the organism in Eukaryota, Metazoa, Arthropoda, Insecta, Diptera, Culicidae. Gene Ontology annotation, molecular function: protein binding. The record is from RefSeq and is a predicted model, not a curated record. The coding region runs from base 361 to 2298 and encodes 645 amino acids. The transcript has 6 exons.
GGAGGAGUGGGAAAAAGUUGUAUGACAAGCAGCCAUUUCCAUUUGCUGCGCCCGUUCUGCUUCUAGCUGGAAAAACGAAUUUUAACUGGUAGCAUACUUUAAUCGGGCAUUUUAGUAAAAAAUAGUGUUGCCUACAACUUUCUCAAUAUCGUAUUUCAUUGUUUAAUUGUUCGUGGAAAAGGAUCGUUUGGAUUUUUCGUUUUAAAAACAGCUGGCUGAAGUGAAGUUUUGUUGUUAGUCAAAAAUUGUCAAUAUUUUAGUGUAUCCUCUUAAAGUGAAAACCAACACUCGAUUCGUGCUCGUGAUUCGAUUGCCAGUAGAUAACUGUUGAAUCAAUAAAAACUAAAAAACGAGUCAGACAUGGCCGAGUUUAACUACUUCGAGUCUCGCUGGCUAAUUUUCGCACUAGCACUCUGCUUGGGCAAGGUUACCCCGCAAGGUUGGGACGGUUUUCCGGUGCAGCACUCGAUUGCCAAGCGAAUGGAUCUCGAGACCUGUCUAGCGCAUUUUGAUGUCCACUUGAACACGAUCAUCCGCACCGAGGAAUCACGCUCCAUGGGCGCAAAGUUCCUGGACGAUGCCGACGUCAGUUCGAGGGAGCAAUGCCUGAGGCUGUGCUGCGAGACGGUAAACUGCGACGUGUUUGUGUUCGAGGAGAAGAACCAGGGCACCUGUUUUCUGUUCCAGUGCGGACCCCCAACAGAUUUCCAUUGUAAAUUCACUCGGCAUUCUAACUAUACAAGCGCUGUGCUAAAAAUUCCCACUGUAGAGCAGCCGCCCCCUCCAUUGGUGAAUCAAAUUCACUCCCUGACGGCCCCGCCUGCUCCGGUGGCCAAGCUUUCCCAGCAUGAGCUGGAAUUGGUUAAUUUGAAGGCGCCGAAGUCACCCACAAAGAGCGAUGGAACGACAACCACUUUGAUCCCACCGCUUGGCGUUCAACUGGGUCAACUGCCGACCACAACCACAACGAAGACCACCACACCGUCCCAGUGCGGUCACUACGAAUUCCCUUGCCAUUCUGGGGAAUGCAUUGCCGUUUACAAUGCUUGCGAUGGAAUUCCACAGUGUACCGAUGGCAGUGACGAAGGUCCAGAAUGUCGGCGCCCUCCUCCGAUUAAAGCUUUUCAACCGGUAACUAAUCAACAACAGCAGCAACCUCAACAGCAACCGAUGCAGCCAUUAUUGAAUCCAAUUCCGUUGGCCAACUCACCGAUGUUCCCGUCUGAGUAUCAGCAACAGCAACAACAACAGUUUCGGGGAGGUCAGCAACCGGACCAGCAAAAAAUCCUUCAUCAGAUGUCACAUAAUCGAGAAGAUCCGAUGACGGCACCAAAGCCAUGGCCCAGACCAUUGGCGGAUACACAACCAAGUGGUUACUUGGAUGCUCCCGACAGUCGCAUAUUCAACCACAAGAGUGGCCUGCAGCUAGCAGCGAACCAGAUGGCUCCUUCCCAGUACCAGGACCCACUACCCGAUACAAGCUACGUCCCGAACAUCCCCCGUAAUGGUCCUUAUCUACCCCUGCAGACCGGCUACCAAUCCGGCGCACAGCAAUGGACAGAUCCACGUCUGACCGCUCCCCAGAGACCGCUGUGGCCUAACCAACCACAGCUACCUCAGGAGCAAUACGUUCAACCUCCACCUCAACAUCAACCGGAUCCAAUCCAGCCUCCAGCUAUGCAGCCUGCAGCCCAAAUAACUCCCCCUCAGAACCCACAGCAGCAAACCCCGGUAGCACCCGCCGUGGGCAACCCCGUCCCCCAAGUAGACCUGACCAAACAGCCCAGCCCGGUUGACACUCAACCAAAAAAAUCAUCCGGACCCCGCGGUAAGUCACCCAAAUCUUCCGAGGAGUACGAAUCGUACGACGAUCAGUACCAGGAGAGUAAGACCUCCGGCGAGGAACCGGAGAGCGAGGACAAGCCGGAUCCUCCGCAGAAGAAAAAGCAACACAAGCAUCACAAGCAGCACAGUGAAGAACACAAGAAGAAGAACAAAUCCAAGUCGUCCACCAAGAAGGACAAGGCCAUCGGAGCCGAAGAGCAUCCGCCCGCUCCGGUGCAUGAACAUCUGAAAAUGCUCCGGAACGAUUUGGAAAUUGAGUUCGCCGAUCAUGACGGCCUGGCGGAGAGACCUGGUGGGGCGGUUCUUUCCUUGACCUUAGGUGCCAUUCUCACCGCUGCCCUGGCCAUUAUGAUCGGCUGCCGCAUGAAGGUGGCGCGGCGAAGAAUCAGACGGCAGGGUAAAUCCUCGUAUGCGCAUGAUGCCGAUUUCCUCGUGAAUGGAAUGUAUCUGUAAUCCUGUAAUCUGCGUGCUAAUUAGACAAAAGGGAUGGAUUUAUUUUUUGAUUUUGUUUUUUGUGGUUCAAUUUUUUUCAGUAGAACUUUACCUAUAAUCAAAAAGGUGCAUUCUACCGCUUCACAUCACAUUUCAUUAGAGGGUAAGAUCUUAUGCCUUAUUUUCGCCCAGCCAUAGUUUGAUAUAUAUAGUAAAUAAAUGAGUAGAAAGUGAA